AAAUUUUUAAUUUUGCCUUUUGUUUUUCCACAUUUGGGUAGGCAUUUUCGCAUUUUUGGGGUCUCGGAUUCUCUCUAUCUGCGCUAUUUUUGUCAGUCUUUGGGUUCAGUGAAGCACUGGCAUUGUCUUUUUUUUUUGGGGUAUUUUCUUUUGUCGGUUGCUUCUGAAUUCCACGGUUUUCCUUUUCGCUAGUAGGAUCCGGAGAAUUUUUCUCAGCUCAGAUACAAGGGGGACGGAAAUGGAGCCUUGAUCAUAUGACAAAUUGAUGGUAGAAGAAUUGAACAGGAAUGUCGAGGAUCACUAAGUGGAAGCUCGAGAAAACUAAAGUGAAAGUGGUUUUCAGGCUACAAUUCCAUGCUACCCAUAUUCCGCAACCUGGAUGGGAUAAAUUAUUUAUCUCUUUCAUUCCUGCUGAUUCCGGAAAGGCCACUGCCAAGACAACCAAAGCAAAUGUGAGAAGUGGGGCCUGUAAAUGGGCAGACCCUAUCUAUGAAACCACAAGACUUCUCCAAGAUAUUAAAACAAAACAGUAUGAUGAGAAGUUCUAUAAGCUUGUGGUAGCAAUGGGUUCCUCGCGGUCUAGUGUCCUUGGCGAGGCUAUCAUCAAUCUUGCUCAUUAUGCUGACGCAUUAAAGCCCUCAGUGGUUGCACUGCCUCUUCAGGGAUGCGACUCUGGAGCCACUUUACAUGUUACCGUACAGCUGCUAACUUCUAAAACUGGUUUCAGAGAGUUUGAGCUUCAGAGGGAGCUUAGAGAGAGAGGCUUACAGUCAACCUCUGAUGAACCAACCUCUAGGAAAAUAUCAGCCUCUGAAGACCUCAAUGAUCCAAUCGAAAAGGUCAAUACAAGAGUUCGAUUCAAAGAAGAACUGCCUCCCCUUGAAGAGGGUGGCGCCAAUGAAGAAUAUGCGGACUCAGCCGUUGGCUUUGAUGGUUCUUCAAGUACUUCAGAAAGUUUAUAUGCUGAGAAACAUGAUACGUCUAGUGUCCAUGAAGUUGAAAGCCUUAAGAGUACAGCCUCUGGUGACUUAGUCGGGCCUUCCCUUACACAAAGUCCUCAGCCAGAAAAAAGAGAUCCCUCAGAUCGUCGGUUUCUGCCUCAAGGAAGCAAUGAUUGCGCUCAUCAUGGCUGGGGUUCUGAAUAUUCUACAGAUACUGAUAUAGCAAAUGUCUAUGAAGAGAAUAGCAGACUUCGAAGAAACUUGGAAACAGCCGAGUCGUCAAUUCAUGAGCUUAAGCUGGAGGUGAAUUCUUUACAAAGUCAUGCUGACGAGAUAGGCAUUGAAGCGCAAAAAUUUGCCCAUUUACUUGCUAGUGAACUAGCUUCAGGAGAACAAUUAGCGAGGGAAGUUUAUGUACUUGGAUCGGAGUGUUCAAAUUUUAAAGCUGAUCUUGAGCAGCUAAAAGACUCCAAAAUAAACUCACACUUCACUACCAGAGAAACUAUAAAGGCAGGCCAGGAGGCCUUCUUUCAAGAGUUGCAACUCAGGUGGCACAAGGGGCUUAUGAAUGUGGAGGAUAAGAUAAAAGAGAUUCAAAGCAAGGGAUCAUUUGGAUUUCAUGAAAGGGACAUCAGGGCAUUCAAUUCAGACUUGGAGGCACUACGGGGUGUUCUGCAUGAUCUCAAACAAGAAACUGGACGGGCAAUUUCAGGCUUGAAUUUGGUCAGUGUGCAGGAGACCAGAGAAAUGACAUUACAUAAGGCUGAUCAACUCUUACCAGGAACCAGGUUGACUGCGGAUUUUUAUCAGCCAGAUGAUAUGCUGCAUUGUCUCGACAUACCGUGUCUGGUGUCUCAAGAAAUUGAUUCCACAGAUGCUCAUAGUGCAAUGAAGGGAAAAAUAUUUGAACUUAUAAAGGAGGUGGACGAUUUGAAAGCUGAACGAGAAGGCCUUACAAAGAAAAUGGACCAGAUGGAGUGUUACUAUGAAGCUCUUGUUCAAGAACUCGAGGAAAAUCAGAGGCAGAUGAUGGGGGAAUUGCAGAAUCUCAGAAAUGAGCAUUCUACUUGCUUGUACACCAUUUCAGCUACCAAAGCUGAGAUGGAGAACAUGCACCAAGACAUGAAUAAGCAGAUAAUGCUUUUUUCUGAGGAGAAGUCUAAUUUAGAUUCGCUCAACAAAGAUCUUGAAAGAAGGGCUCUUACUUCAGAAGCAGCACUGAAAAGGGCACGCUUGAAUUACUCUAUUGCAGUAAACCAGUUACAGAAGGAUCUUGAAUUGCUUUCUGUCCAGGUUCUGUCUAUGUAUGAAACUAAUGAAAACCUGAUCAAGCAAGCCUUUUCAGAUUCUUCACAACCAAUCUCUUAUGAAGAAGUGACAAAGAACAAAAAGUUGGAAUCAAAGGAAUUUCAAGCUGUAAAACUCUCGGUGCGUCACAAUGGAUUUGAGGGGGUUAAGAAACAAAAUUUGGAUGGUGAUAUUAUUUCAGAGGACUUGAAGAGAUCUCUACACUUGCAAAAGGGUGUUUACCAAAAAGUUGAAGAAGUCCUUGAAGUUCAUACGGUGAAUGUACAUUUAGAUAUUUUCUCCAAGACUUUACAGGCAACUUUACUCGAGGCAAGUGCUGAGUUUAGAUUGCUGAAAGAGAAAGUUAAUGAGCUUACACAGCAGCUGCAGCUUUUAACUGAAUCGAAGGAGUUGCUGAUGCUGAGGCUUCAAAGUUCUAUGGAUGAGGUUCACCAUUUGACUGAAGACAAGGAUACAUGUCAUGUGAAGUGCAAUGACAUGGCUCUGCAGAUCCAAGUUUUAGAAAACAAUUUUCAAAAUGUCACUGGAGAAAAUUUUCUUCUUUCCCAAAAGAUUAGCGAAUAUGAGAUGCUGAUUAAAGAAUUGAGAAGUUACGAAAAUCAAUUCCAGGCAUGCUCCAUGGAAAAAAUAGAGUUGGAAAAUUCCUUGAAAAAGGAAAUGCUAGCAAAUGGAAAUCUUCAAAAUAAAAUUUCCUCUUUGCUGGAAGAGAUGGAAGCUAUGAGAAGUGAAUCUGAAGAGCUAGCUUCAGUAAAGGAGAAUCUGCAGAGUACGGUAAACUUUUUGCAGGAAAAGCUGCAGAAUCUGCUGGCUUUUUAUGAUGAAAAAGGUAAUGGAUUGUCCAUGUGGAGUGAAUCUGUCAGUCGGGAUCUGGAAUCCAACGAUUUAGCCGGUAUCAUGGUGCGAUUAGAACAACUUCAGCGUACUGCAUGUGAGAAGAUUUUCCGACUCCUUGAAGAGAAGCAAGAUCUAGUGCAUGAGCGAGACGUGGCUCAUAUGUCCUUAAAUAAAUCUGAGUCAGAUAAGCUUGCUAUGAAACAUAAAUUUGAAGAUGAUGUACGGAACAUAAGGGACAAACUGGAUGUGUCUAGUAUCCUGGUGCAGAAACUUCAAGCAGAAGUUGAUGCUAUUGCCAACAGACUAAAGAUUAGCUCUGAAGCUGAAGAAACUUACGCACAGCAGCACAGUGAACUUCUGUCUGCUUUUCAUCGUUUGGAGGUCGAGCUGCAGCAACUUACUUCUAAAAACAAAGAUCUUGCUCAAGAAGUAAUGGCAUUAGGGUGUGUAAGUGAAGAGUUUGGAAGGUUCAAGCAGGACAUAGCAGCUCUUUCAGUUGAAAAGGAAGCUCUGGUGACGACCUUGAAGGAUAAAAAUGAGGAAUCUGCCAAACUGGAAGCAGAGCUCAGUAGUUUGAGAUCAAGUUUGCAAUCUUUGCAUGAUGAGUUGGAUCUUGAAAGAAGCAAUAAAAGUAAGUUAGAAAGUAAAGUAACAGAUCUAACUUCCCAACUAAAUGAGAGGCAUUCUGAGUUGCUAAAUUUUGAUCAGCAGGAUGCUGAGUUGGUCCAUCUCAGGCAAUUGGUAACAGAUUUAGAGCUAGAGAAAUCAAGUGUCAUCUGUACUUUGUCAGACUCAGAAAGAAGUCUAAAAGCUGCUCGCGAAGAGUGUUCUUCUAUUUCUUCACUGGAAGCACAAAUAUCUGAAAUGCAUGAGUUUUCAAUUGCGUCAGAUGUGAGACUUACUUUCACAAAAUCUCAAUAUGAAUCCUACAUUGAGGAGCUUCAGAAGAAAUAUCUUAACCUAGAAAGUAAGCUCAACGGAUGUCUUGCUACAGAAGCACAUUAUAUUGAAGAGAAUUCUAAAUUGAUGACAAGUCUUGACUUACUUAGGUCUGAGUUGGAUGCUUCCAUAGCUCAAAAUAGAUUACUUCUUGAUACAAACAGCGGCAUAAGGACUGAACUCGAUGAAUUCAGAAAAACUGCUGAAAGUAUGGAGGCUACUUCUCAUGUAAAUACAAGAAAGCAUGCUCUUGAGGUUGAAAGGUUGAAGGGUAUGGUGGUGAAAUAUGAGGAAGAGAUUGAUAACCUGAUGCUUGUCAAGGAAGAACUAGAAGUCAAACUUGUAGUACUCAAAUUCACAUCGGAUGCUUCCACUGCUGAAAACAGAAAACUUCUGGAUUCAAAUUAUGACAUAAUGACUGAAAUCAAUGAAUUCAAGAAAAGAGCUGAAAGUAUGGAGGCUACUUCUCAUUUAAAGAUAACAGAGUAUGCUCUCGAAGUUAAGCGGUUGGAAGAUAUGUUGGUAAAAAAUGAUGAAGAAAUUGAUAAGCUGAUGCUCGUCAAGGAAGAACUAGAAGUCAAACUUCUAGUACUCAAAUUCAAAUUGGAUGAACAGCAACCUCAGAUAGCCUUGCUGGAGGAAUAUAAGCAUGAACUCCUAGCGUUGCAGAACAAGUAUGAUGAGAUUACCCAUAGGCUCUCCGAACAGGUUUUGAAGACGGAAGAGUUCAAGAAUUUGUCAAUCCAUUUGAAGGAGCUUAGAGACAAGGCUGAUGCGGAGUGUCUUCAGGCUCGGGAAAAAAGAGAACCAGAAGGAGUGCCACCUGCUAUGCAAGAGUCGUUAAGAAUUGUAUUUAUCAAAGAACAGUAUGAAAGCAAGCUGCAAGAACUGAAACACCAGCUCUUAAUCUCCAAAAAGCAUGCUGAGGAAAUGCUGUUGAAAUUACAAGAUGCAAUUGAUGAAGUCGAGAAUCGGAAGAAAUCUGAAGCUUCUCACUCAAAAAGAAAUGAAGAGCUAGGAACGAGAAUUUUGGAAUUGGAGUUGGACUUGCAUUCUGCACUUUCUGAAAAACGUGAAUUGAUGAGGGCCUAUGACGUAAUGAAGGCUGAAAAAGAAUGCUCAUUGAUAAGCCUGGAAUGCUGCAAGGAAGAGCUUGAAGCCUCUUUGCAAAAAUGCAAUGAGGAGAAGUCUAAAUUUGCUGUAGAACUCACUGCAAUGAAAGAUUUGCUUGAGAGGUAUGCUUCCGCACUGAAUAACCGGAGAGACAUUGAUGGCUUGCACCAAGCGGAUUGCAUAUCUGAUGAUUCAGUCCACAGAAUGCGUCCUGAGAAUAUUCCAGUUUCAGGCAAUCCAACAUCUGAAAGAUUUAGUGCAUACAUGCUUCACGAGAGUGGUGCAAAGGAUGAACUUGAACCUGUCUUUCCCACUCCCACUGAUGAAGCUGAUCAAUCAAAUGCACUCAUCGAAGUGCAGCAAAAGCAGGACGUUCUCACAUCUGGGUCUAUAAAAAUAUGCAACGUACAGUUAAUUCAAGAAGGUGCGCAACAUAAAGACACUAAGCACGUGGCUUUUGUGAACGACCACUUUAAGGGCCAAACUUUGAAGUCUAGUAUUGAUCAGUUAAACAAGGAGUUGGAAAAAAUGAAACAUGAAAGUUUACUUCUUUCCCAAGAUGAUCACCAACUUGAACCGAUUUCUCCUGGUUUACGAAGAGAGUUGAUGCAGUUAAAUAAGGUAAAUGAAGAACUAGGAAGCAAAUUCCCCUUAUUUAAUGAAUUCCCUUGCAAUGGCAAUGCAUUAGAGAGGGUACUAGCUUUGGAAAUGGAGCUUGCUGAGGCCUUGCAAGAAAAGAAGUCAAGCAUUCAUUUUCAGAGUUCUUUCUUGAAACAGCAUAGCGAUGAGGAGGCAGUUUUUAAAAGCUUCAAAGACAUAAAUGAGCUAAUCAAAGACAUGCUGGAAAUCAAGGGACGAUAUGCAGCAGUGGAGACCGAGUUAAAGGAGAUGCAUGAGCGAUACUCUCAACUGAGCCUUCAAUUCGCAGAGGUCGAAGGAGAGAGGCAAAAACUCAUGAUGACCCUCAAGAACGUUCGGGCAUCCAAGAAAGUACCGCUUUUAAGUCGCUCCUCAACAGCCCCUCUUGGUGGCAGCCCAUUGUCAUAGCCAAAGCUUAAUACAAUCCCUCAAGUUCUUUCCUCGUUUGCAAAGUCUCCAGAAUAACCCGUAAUGGGUUGAGAAGUUUUAGUACUUCCACGCAGUGCUUUGCUGUGCAUUAUGUUAAUUAUGUAGAUCAAUGGUGGAUACUCACGAGGCAGCUAAGAUACUAAGAGGGUCAACUUCUAAAAGCUCAGGAAAGGUGUCAAAAGCUAAGCAAAGGGGGUUUGUGUAAAUAAAAAUAGCAGCUGCUUCGUGUUACUGCUUUACGAUGUCAUUAUCAUAAGUACAAUCCCUGUAAUGUAAUACCUUUUUAUUUUAUUUCUUCUUUCUUUUCGGGAAGAAGGAUGAGAGUUUUGAUCAUCUCGGUGGUGUAAAAUUGCUCUAAUUCUAAUGUAUAGUACAUCAUUUUUCUUAGUAGACAAUAAUUCUAUUAAAAUAUUUUCAAGAAGCAAAUGGAA
This is a messenger RNA of Morus notabilis, 6634 nucleotides long. RefSeq names its product COP1-interactive protein 1. The record is from RefSeq and is a predicted model, not a curated record. The transcript is spliced from 11 exons. NCBI's taxonomy places the organism in Eukaryota, Viridiplantae, Streptophyta, Magnoliopsida, Rosales, Moraceae. Bases 288 to 6182 code for a protein of 1964 amino acids.